Messenger RNA from Thalassophryne amazonica, 2204 nucleotides. RefSeq lists its product as uncharacterized. The transcript has 5 exons. NCBI's taxonomy places the organism in Eukaryota, Metazoa, Chordata, Actinopteri, Batrachoidiformes, Batrachoididae. The coding region runs from base 226 to 714 and encodes 162 amino acids. The record is from RefSeq and is a predicted model, not a curated record.
GCUCAGGCAACGAGGGAGGAGUCAAAAGAAAGAAUUGUAAGUGGAAACAAAGACGUGGGUUACACCUUUUGUGUGUUGGGAUCCAGACACAGAAAACAACAGGACUGACAUUUAAAUUGUGUUGUGUACGUGCAUUUAUGACAACAAAAACAUAUAUCACUGAGAGGAUCUCAGUUCAAAAAAGCAGGAACUAAAGUGGACAAACAAGCCACCUAAAGAGCAGCAAUGAGGUUUCUAGCAAUCAUAGUCGUGAUCACCAUUUUGGUGGCCUUGGGACUGUUGUUUAUCAUCACGGGGCAACAACAGAUUUCGGGCUUACAACACAACAAGCUUGAAGAACUUCAGUCUCAGGAAGCGAAGCUCAAUGUUGACCUGUCCAAUGCCAAUAUCCUCAAAGCAACCCUGGUGAAGCUGGUGACCGAGGGGAGUGCAGUGAUGAAGGACAUGGAUGACAGGAUGGACAAGCAGGUUCAAGAGAUUGAGGAGAAGAAAAAGGAAAGUGAAGUCUGUGAAGGAGAGAAGACAGCAAAGAACAACAAGCUGGCAGAGCUGCAGAAAGAGAAAGGUGACGCUGAAGGUCAAUUUAAGACAGAGUCUGAGGAGUGGAACAAGGAGAUCACAUCUCUAAAAGAACAGCUUGCGACACGAAGCAAGAUAUGUGAUUAUGUGCCAAAAACUAAUACGGCAGCUGAGAAACUGUGUGACCUAAAAUGAAUACCAGCUGCUGCACGACAUCAGAAAUUACAUCUGACAAGGAUCACCCCUGGCUUUGUCUCGUUGUGGACACAAAGAAACCUACAGAUUUCAGCAGGAUUAUGGAAUCCUGGAAUUGGAUAAGGCAAGAGUAGAAUUUUCCAUUCAACAUUGCAAGAAAGGCCAUUUCUCAAUAUUUUUAAAGUUUGCAUUUCAAAAAUUGUUGACUUCCAGGAAUUUGGCAAUCUUGGUGUCUAUUUAAAAUCUACAGUGAAAACAUUUAUCUGCGAUGUUCUCAGUACUGCAUUAUUAUUUUUUUUUUUUCUGUCAGUCUUGGUCAGGAUUAUUAGUACAUUUUAAAAUAUCAAGGUUUACUGGAUGUUAUCAGCCAUUGUCAAUUAUGCACCCAAACAAACACAAAACCAAUAAUUACAAAGUUAUCCAGCAGGUUUGAAGGGCCACAAAUCAAUCUGGCUCUUCUUUCAUCUUCUCCUGUUAGGGGUCGCCACAACAGAUCAAUUGAUUCCAUCUCACUCUGUCCUCUGUAUCUUCCUCUGUUACACCAGCCACCUGCAUGUCCUCCCUCACCACAUCCAUAAAUCUCCUCUUUGGCCACCCUCUUCUUGUCCUGCCUGAUGGCUCCAUCCUCAGCAUCCUUCUCCCUAUAUACCCUGGGUCCCUCCUCCGCACAUGUCCAAGCCAUCUCAUCUCAUAAAUCAAUCUGGAUAAAUGGUUGAAUAACAAUAAAUAUUAAAAUAAAUUAAUAAUAUAUGUUGAUGUUGUGUGAACUAUUAUAUUAUAUUAUAUUAUAUUGUACAUUUUAUACUACAAAUCAUACUUUACUAUUGGAUAAGUUACAGAAGCAUGGUAUUAGAGGAUUAGCAUAUGAUUAGAUAGCUAGCUAUUUACACAUCAGGUAUCAGUGUGUCCAUAUUGGGAUAAAUUCUGAAUUUUUGAAGAUUACAUGUGGGAUGCCCCAGAGAUCAGUCCUUGGGCUGUUGUUGUUUCUGUUAUAUAUUAAUGAUAUAUGUUUGGUUCCUAAGUCUGUGAGUUGUAUUUUGUUUGCCGAUGAUACGACUGUGUUUUGUAGUGGGAAUCAUUUGGGACAGCUCUUGGACACGAAUGAGAGGGAAUUACUGAAUUUCAAACAAUGGUUUGAUUCAAACAAAUUAUCACUUAGUAGAAAUUUAGUAUUAAAUGAUGCUGAAUUUGUAACUGAAACCAUAUUUCUUUGAGUUUUUAUUGAUGAUAAAUUAAGAUGGAAAACUCAUAUUAAUUAUGUUAAAUCUAAAAUUUCAAAAGCCAUCACAAUUCUGUGUAAAGCACAAGACUUCCUCUACCAACAUUUGUUAGUUACGCUAACAAAUGUUGGGAGACAACAUGCUCACUGACUAAAUGCCACACUACUAUUAUUGUGAACACCCCUUUUUCUACUUUUUUACUAAUAGCCCAAUUUCAUAGCCUUAAGAGUGUGCAUAUCAUGAAUGCUUUGUCUUGUUGGAUUUGUGAGA